AGGAGCUCAUACAUAUAAUGUUUUUACUGCUGUUUAUUGUUGUCAUAGUAACGUGUUACAAAGAUCUAACGAUAAAACGUAUUUUAAUCUUAUAGUAGCCAAGGGGCCUAUUUUUGAAUGAACAACAUUUCAAUAUAUUAUACAGGAUUUGUAAACGGAUCUUGUUGGUUCGUUUGUUAAAUUAAUACGUGUUGAUAAAAUUAAAUUUUUUUCUUGAAAAUGGCACCAAAAAAGAAAUCAAAAGGAAGCAAAGGCGGACGUACGAGUGCCGGGAUCGUAGAUGGUGUUUCUAUGGCUGAAAUGUCCAGAGAACAGCUUGAAGGGUUCGCAGCUAGAAUGAAGAAAGAGUUAGAACGCGAAAGAGAAGAAAGAAAUUUCUUUCAACUUGAAAGAGAUAAGGUAUUGACGUUUUGGGAAAUCACGAGACAUGAGUUGGAAGAAAACAGAGCAUCAUUGAGAAACAAAGACAGAGAAAUUGAAGAUAUAGAGGAAAAACAUCAAGACGAAAUCAAAGUUUAUAAACAAAAGUUGAAACUUUUAAUGUACGAACAGCAUGUACAUCUGUCAGAAGUACAAGCUGAAAAUAUGGUUUCGUUAAAAAUUGCAAAUGAUGAACAUGUAAAUGAAGAAGAAGAAUUAAUUAAAGAAAACGAUGCUCUCAAACAAGAAAUCGUCGAGAUAAAUUUACGGCAUAUAGAGGAAAUAAAUAAUAUUCGAUUGGAACAUGCCAGAGUUAUGCGUGAACUGAAAGACAGAUUUAUAUCUGACUGUCAAGUGAUCGAAGGAAAAUAUCAGAAACGUAUGGAAGAUUUGAGGAACCGUAUGGAUUUGAAGAACAAAGUGGAAGUGGCUGAGACUGAGGCUAGAAAGAACAAGCGCAUAGCGGAAAUCAUAGAAGACCAUAACAACGCAUUCAACAACUUGAAAGAACAUUACAAUGAUAUUACUGUCAAUAAUUUGACAUUAAUCGGCAGUUUGAAGGAAAAGCUAUUGGAAUUAAAAGAAGACCAACAGAGAGCAGAAAUGGACCUGAAAGAAGUGACAAAAGAAAACGAAUCGUUAAAAGGACCGUUAAAAGAAGCACAAAUUAAUGUCGAAGAAUUGACGCAAAAAAUGUCUAAUUACUUAAAAGAUAAACAACGAUUAAUGGUUCUUACUAAACGGUUGAAACAUUCAAAUGAUAAGUACAAGGACCUCCAGGUGAAUUACGACGAGCUGAAAAUGAUCUCGGAGAAAAUGCAAACCGAUUUAGAUAAUGUGAAGGACGAAUACUCGGACAAAUUAAUGAAUUUGCAAAUGGAACACGGGAAAAAGCUGUUGGCGAUCGAACGUAGGCUAAAACGAUCCGGAGAAACAGUCGAGGAAAAAGAGGCGCAGAUAGCGCGUUUAACUGGAGCUACGUCUGCGGACACUUCGAUCGCCAUGGCAAUGAAUGCAAAAACCGAAGCUUUACUUGAUAAGAAAAACCGAUUAAUCGAACAAAUAUGGAACGACCUGGUGGCUGUAACGCAGAAGUACAAUGAACUGUGUAAACAUUUCAAAAACACACUUCGACAUCACGGGAUACAAGGCUACGACGACGGAGUUUUCGAAUUGGUACCUACCGACGACAAACACGAAUAUUUUGAAAACCUCUGACAAUCACCGACUACUGCAAAAUGAUUAUACUAUACAUAUUUAUAUGUAAUUAUAAUUUAUUAUUAUAUUAUGACGAAUAACAAUGCA
Messenger RNA from Rhopalosiphum padi (bird cherry-oat aphid), 1725 nucleotides. RefSeq names its product dynein regulatory complex subunit 4-like. The coding region runs from base 220 to 1638 and encodes 472 amino acids. The transcript is spliced from 9 exons. Gene Ontology annotation, biological process: cell motility. Gene Ontology annotation, molecular function: microtubule binding; small GTPase binding. Gene Ontology annotation, cellular component: Golgi apparatus; microtubule; motile cilium. NCBI's taxonomy places the organism in Eukaryota, Metazoa, Arthropoda, Insecta, Hemiptera, Aphididae. The record is from RefSeq and is a predicted model, not a curated record.